This is a messenger RNA of Pelecanus crispus (Dalmatian pelican), 986 nucleotides long. NCBI's taxonomy places the organism in Eukaryota, Metazoa, Chordata, Aves, Pelecaniformes, Pelecanidae. The record is from RefSeq and is a predicted model, not a curated record.
CCACUAGACGGAUAGAAAAAGGUGUCAAAAAGCCACAGCCACAGAUGCUGAAGACUCCUGCUGCUAAUGGUAUCAUUGAAAGAGAUGAAACGCCUAUGGAGAAAGAAAUUGCGCGUCUGCAUCGAGUGGACUUUGAAUUCUCUGACAUAUUCUACUUCUGCAGAAAAGGGUUUGAGGCCAUUGUGGAAGAUGAAGUCACCCAAAGGUUUUCCUCUGAAGAGCUGGUGUCCUGGAAUCUCCUUACAAGGACUAAUGUCAACUUCCACUACAUCAGUCUGAGGCUGACUGUUGUGUGGGUCAUUGGGGUUAUAGUGCGGUACUGCUUCCUGCUGCCCCUACGGUUUACCCUUGCUGCCAUUGGGAUUUCCUCAAUGAUUGUGGGGACAACAAUGGUAGGACAGCUGCCAAACAGCAGUGUGAAAAACUAUCUGAGUGAAGUGGUCCACCUCACGUGCUCCCGCAUCCUUGUCAGAGCUCUGUCUGGUACUAUCCGUUACCAUAACAAGGAAAACAAACCUCAGAAAGGAGGAAUUUGUGUUGCCAACCACACAUCACCGAUAGAUGCGAUCAUUUUGACAAAUGAUGGAUGCUAUGCAAUGGUUGGCCAGGUUCACGGUGGACUAAUGGGAGUUAUUCAGAGAGCCGCAGUCAAGGCCUGUCCUCACGUCUGGUUUGAACGCUCGGAAGUCAAAGACCGCCAUCUAGUGACAAAAAGACUCAGGGAACAUGUGGCGGAUAAGAGCAAGCUCCCGAUCUUAAUUUUUCCAGAAGGGACCUGCAUAAACAAUACAUCUGUGAUGAUGUUCAAGAAGGGGAGCUUUGAAAUAGGAGGGACAAUCUAUCCUGUUGCAAUCAAAUAUGAUCCUCAGUUUGGAGACGCAUUCUGGAACAGCAGCAAAUAUAACAUCGUGAGCUAUUUGCUGCGAAUAAUGACCAGCUGGGCCAUUGUUUGCAAUGUGUGGUACAUGCCACCGAUGGUUAGAAAG